This is a messenger RNA of Triticum urartu, 3719 nucleotides long. RefSeq lists its product as uncharacterized. The record is from RefSeq and is a predicted model, not a curated record. Lineage: Eukaryota; Viridiplantae; Streptophyta; Magnoliopsida; Poales; Poaceae.
UAAAACCAUGUGGACAAGCCCACCAAGCCGACCAAGCCCAGCGGUGUUGCCUCAUCUUCUCGCUUAUUACUUUCUCUGUCAAAAAGACAAUUCUCGGUUCAUCCCCUUCGGCGGCCGACUGCGACGGCCACAGCGACGCCAUGCGUGCCCCCGCAUCUCCUUCCGCCUCACCGGCACCUGACCCCUGCCUUCUGCGGAGCUACGCCGUCGACUCCUUGCAGAGGUGCGACUCGUCGCUGGAAACCUCGUCCCCAUACCAGAGGAGAGGCACCAGGACGUGCGCGCGAGCCCACGGUCCAGAUUGAUGGACGAGGGAGCGGUGGGUGCUGCGCGCCCACUCGCCCAGCCCGUCGGCCCUGGGAGGCGGUGCGGCUGCCAUCUUCCUCCUGCCUCCCUGCUUGCUCCAAGAACCCUCAGAGGAAGGGGAGAAAAGGUGGAAAUAAUCAAGAUCAUGGAUAUUUUUAGACGUGGUAUGUCUGUGGUGUCCAAGUCUCAAAUCUCAGUUGGCUGUUUUAUUGUGAUUUUUUGGAAUAUUUUCUACACUCUAUUUUCUAUCUAAUCAAAGAGACAUACUCUGUGUACAGAUAUUGUUAAGUGGGUUAUCCUUGAGGCCACAAAAAAGGGAUGGCCGCAUAAAUUCAGUUUUGUGGCUGCUGCAUAGCACACUUUUUUUUUUUGAGAAACAUAGCACACUUUUCUUUUGAGGCCACAAAAAAGGGAUGGCCGCAUAAAUUUGAUGUGUGGACAGUUAGUGGAGUCCCCUGGCGGCGACACUUGCAUUCUGACUUACGGAUACCACGACGAACUUGGCAAGAUGGGACUUGAUGAGAGAAAUCACCGAGUGCUUCAUCCGGGACUGCUAGGGGUUCAAUGGAAACAACCUCGGGAAUCAUGGUUCGUUGCUGGGAUGCUAUUGCUGGCUUCUGUUGGAGGAAUCUUCUUCGCGCCCUUCUUGAGCAAUAUGAAAAGAGAUUGCUUCUCCACUUGAUGCCCUCAGUGUGGUAGGCAGCGUUGGUUUCUUUGGUCGGUUUGGGUCUUCUAAGUCGGCUGUGUAAUAUUUUCCACAUUGGUGUUCCAUUGUGACACUGAAGUGCGUAGAAAAUUAGUCCCAUGUAUUUCAUGCAGCUAGGUUUUAUGAAAUACUCCCUCCGUCUAACAUUUUGGGACGGAGGGAGUACUAUGAAAGUAUGCCCAGAUUCAUAAUGCGAUGCACAACCUCCAUGUUUUAUGUAAUGAAAUAUCCAUGUAGCAUGGUAAACUCCCACAGUGCUGCUUCAUAGCCAGUUAGCUACCAAAGAUCCUGUAAACAGUCAGCAUCACCUAGUCGAAAGGCUGGCCCCUCGCCCCAUGAGAGGAUUAAUUCCUGGCCAUGUAAAAUUGUGGUGCAUGCUUCAUCCAAGCAAGCAGUAUCCUGCACCACAGCAAUAGAGAUAAGUUUGGGCUUGGUCUAAUCAUCAUGUACAUAAUCUAGACUUCUAGAUCGGCAGACUGGCGUUCUCUAGGACAGAUUGGUGAUAAAAAAAAGAGUUGCCGGGAGCUCAUUUUAGCAAACUGGAGCGAGUGCAGCUAUGGUUAAUGAUACUGAUACCUGCAUGAUGUUGAAGAAUGAGGCCCAUCUCGAUGCAAGGGGAGUAUACCGUUAUGCAAGAAACUUGUGGGGGUGCCAUGUUAUCCGCAUCGACACACUUGUAUUACUCAAUGCAUUGGUCUACCUAUUCCUUGGCACUUUUGGGUCCCAACGCCGCCGCUCCAGAAACUGGUUCAUCCAAAAAGGUACCUUGGUCGCAAACACUUUGUCCUUCAUACUGGGAACAUACACGCUCGGUUCUAUGCAAUCUUCCAAGGUGAAGAAUAGCAUGUACCCCGUUUGGGCCUCAAUUCUCUUCAUCCUUCAUGGAUGUACCAACACAGCUUAUAGUCUUGAUGACAACAAACACGUAACGAGGGUCAUGUACCGGUUGGUGCUCUACUGUAUCUAUGAGCUGUUGCUUCUGAGUGUGAGUACAAAUGAGACUUAUAUCAUCUCUCUUUAUUUGUUUGCUGUUGGUCAAUACAAAAUCAUUUAUGUACAAACGCCAUGUGUGCUGGCAAGCCGCUCAUGGAAUUUGAAUAAAAUGGUCGCUGAUUACAUGUAUGAGGAGCACACCAAAGGUGAAUUUGUUCCAGCCACCAUGAAGGGUUGCCAUUACCUGGUUGAUUGGCCCCUCGACAAAUCCAAGUUGGAUGCUCCAUCAUAUGCAUCACGAUUUACAGCAGAAGACAAUCAAGUCAUUGACAUAGACAAGAUAUGGUUGUGCAAUGACAGUUCACUGGACCAAGAUCUAAAGGAUACGUGCCUUUCCUUCUCUCUUUUUCAUCUGUUGAGGAGGCGCUACUUUGGGUUUACCUGUGGUGAAUCCAAAGAAAGGGCACAUGAUUUCGUCUUCAAGGGGCUGCUACGGGAGAAUGAAGAAGGCACCACAGACUGCAACCGGGCUUUUAGGUUGAUUGAGAUUGAGUUAGCCUUUAUGUAUGAUUUCUUCUUCACCACAUCUGCUGCCAUUUAUUAUGCAUCAACGGCCGCAACAGUUUCAUCCUUGAUUUCUGCCUUUUUACUAUGUCUGUCAAUACAAUGGAUAUUCGUCUGGGAACCAUCGCUCAUACAAGAAGGUGAAAUGAAGAUCACUAAUACAGUUACCACCUUAUUCGUACUUGCAUCUGCUGCUUUGCUUGAAUUGCUUCGACUGCUGCUUUACUGGACUGGCAUUUGGAGCAGAGUGUCCUUUGUCUGUCAGUAUCUCAGAGAACAAACAAGAUUGAGCACAAGGGGAAGCUGCUGCUCCUGCUCCUUCUCUUGCUGCUGCUGCUGCUGCAUGCUGCUAAAAUUGAAAGGGCUUCUUGCUAGAAUUGGUGUGCAUUGCUCACCAAACAAACACUAUUGGCAGCACAAGCUUGGGCAGUAUUCUUUACUUGAUUACCGUCCUACCUUCUGUGGCAAGAUCAAGGAAUGUUUGGGUAAAGUAACAGAAGUACAUGCAGCCACAUAUGUAUUGCCUUUCCUCCAUCCAAUUGACAAACACACGCGGAGGGUCCGUCGAAAAUUUGGGAAAUCUAUAGAGUUAACCGCACAAGUACAUAAGGCAAUUAUUUACUCCCUCAAACGAUCCAAUGGUGAACUGACGAAUGGAAAAUCAUCACUAGUGUCCAACAGAGCAGGGCACCUUUUAUGGGCCUGUGAACGGGGCAUGCACUCAGAAUCAGACACAAGCUGCAUCAUUCUGACUUGGCACAUUGCGACAUGGUACUGCGAGAGAGGGACGCUUGGAUGUGGCCCUCGCCCGGAUGAGGGAACCGAGCUCAAGAUCCAUCUUGGUGUUGCCACAAAGCUGUCGAAAUACUGCGCAUACCUUCUGGUCUCCGCACCAAAACUUCUUCCAGGGCACGAAUAUGAUACAAGUCGUGUGUUCGAUGCAGUGGCAGGGGAGGCCAAGAGAUUUCUGCCAUAUGGGAGGGAUAAAUAUCAAGCACUGAAGGAUUAUGGAGAGGAAGAGUCAGAGGCUACCAUCUUGCAGAGUGGCGCUAAGCUGGGCAAGCAGCUUGCGGAGAUAGAAGAUGUUACCAGGCGUUGGAAGGUGCUAGCUGAUUUCUGGUCUGAGAUGCUGCUCUACAUUGCGCCAUCAGAUAAUGUCGACGAGCACAUCGAGCAGCUCACACGGGGGGGGGGGGGGGGGGGGGGGGGU